Messenger RNA from Gregarina niphandrodes, 1295 nucleotides. RefSeq names its product T-complex 1 subunit delta. The annotation marks the transcript as partial. Gene Ontology annotation, cellular component: chaperonin-containing T-complex. Gene Ontology annotation, molecular function: ATP-dependent protein folding chaperone; ATP binding; ATP hydrolysis activity. The transcript is spliced from 2 exons. Gene Ontology annotation, biological process: protein folding. NCBI's taxonomy places the organism in Eukaryota, Apicomplexa, Conoidasida, Eugregarinorida, Gregarinidae. The record is from RefSeq and is a predicted model, not a curated record.
AUGAGUUUCGCGAGUGUUGCCAAGGGAGUUACGAAGACUGAUAGACUCGAUCGCAAUGAUAGGGCCAUGUCCACUCGCCAACAGAACACGAAUGCGGCCAAAGCUGUUGCGGACGCCGUGCGUACGUCGUUGGGUCCGUUGGGUAUGGACAAGUUGAUUCACGGUGCGAAGGGAGACGUGGUGAUAACGAAUGACGGUGCGACGAUUUUGAAGGAGAUGAACGUGAUUCAUCCAGCGGCGAAGAUGUUGGUGGAGUUGUCCGAGUCGCAGGACGUGGAGGCGGGUGAUGGUACGACGUCGGUGGUGGUGGUGGCGGGUGCAUUGAUAACUGCGGCAUCUGGUUUGUUGGAAAAGGGUUUGCAUCCGCAGACGAUAGCGCAGGCGUUUUUACAGGCAAGCAAAAUGGCGCAAGAGGUGCUGAGUGAAAUGAGUAUUCCGGUGGACGUCACGGACCGUGAGGAGCUGGAGAAAGCAGUCAGCACGAGUCUGCAGUCUAAGGUCGUUUCCUCCCUGGCUUCGCACUUGGCGCCCAUCGCAGUGGAGGCGGUUUGCGCCGUGCACCGGAAUCUGGAGGAUGCGAACGUUGAUUUGAAUGACGUUCGAGUAGUGAAGCAGUUAGGCGGAACCAUCGAUGACUCCGAGCUGGUCCAGGGCCUGGUGUUACCUAACCAACGUGUUAGCCGCAUUGCCGGCGGCCCCACAUCCUGCAGAGACGCAAAGAUUGGGCUUAUUCAGUUCUGCCUCUCUUUGCCCAAAACCGACAUGGACCAGCAAAUCACCAUCAAAGACUAUACCGCCAUGGACCGCCUACUGCGCCAGGAACGCCUGCAGAUGGCCAAGAUGGUUAAGAAGAUACAGGCCACGGGGUGCAACGUCCUGCUCGUACAAAAGAGUAUUCUUCGAGAAGCUGUUAACGAACUCGCUCUCGAUUUUCUCGCCAAAGCAAAUAUACUGGUCCUUAGAGACAUCGAACGUGACGAGGUGGACUUCAUAGCUCGCACUGUCGGCUGUGAGCCCAUCAGCUCGCUUGAGCACUUUACUCCUGAGCGACUUGGCGCCGCACAACUCGUCGAAGAACAAGUCGUAGGCGAAAGCCGCGUCGUCAAAUUCACAGGCUGCAAAUCAGAUCACACCGUCAGCGUCAUACUCAGAGCAUCCAACCGUCUGACGCUCGAGGAAGCCGAAAGGUCCUUCAGAGACGCCAUUUGCGUCGUCAGAUCCAUGAUAAGAACGAGACGACUGCUACCCGGCGGCGGCGCGGCCGAGACCGAGAUGAGCAUCAAACUUGCUGAAAG